Penicillium maclennaniae is the source of this 1248-nucleotide messenger RNA. RefSeq names its product bZIP transcription factor. Gene Ontology annotation, molecular function: DNA-binding transcription factor activity. The record is from RefSeq and is a predicted model, not a curated record. NCBI's taxonomy places the organism in Eukaryota, Fungi, Ascomycota, Eurotiomycetes, Eurotiales, Aspergillaceae. The transcript is spliced from 2 exons. Bases 1 to 1248 code for a protein of 415 amino acids. Gene Ontology annotation, biological process: regulation of DNA-templated transcription.
AUGCCUCCGCAAAAAAAGAAGAGGGGCGAAAGUGCAGGGAAGGAGAAACGGCAACCUGUCCGCCGUGACCCUGAGAAAAGACGGCAACAGAAUAUUGAAGCCCAACGAAAGUAUCGGGCGAAGCUACGUGAGCGCCUUCAACAUCUCGAAGCAGUUGCAGCAGGAGUGACGAGCAUGGGCACACCUGAACAACUGAUGACGCCCGAAGUACCCACCACUUCAACUGGCCUUAUUGCAACGAGCCCAGCGGUCUCUGCUGCCUCGAGCAAAUUUACGUCCAGUCCAUCUGUGGAGACUCCAGGGAUAUCACAAUAUCUCGUUUCCCAAGCCGACAACAACUUUUCAGCACUAGGCCCAUGGGAAACUAUCGCCGAUUCUGAGUUCGAUGACCCAUCAUUUGGUAUAGGUGUAUGGGAUGCAUCAACGUAUUUUGACCCGCUUCCGAAUCACGAGUCAUCGGAUUUGAAUGAACCUGGCCCGACAACAUGCGUUGAUCCGUCAUUUCUCGUUCGCGAUAACCAUGAUUGGGGCGUAGUCAAAUACUGGACCACCACCAUAAAAUGUGGCUGCUCUACCCGACACAUUCAGAUUCGGACAAGUGGCGUCGAGCCGUCUGUUUUGAAUAAUGUCAAGAUACUGACACUUGGGUUGCCUGCAAUGCCAGCAGAUCCAUAUGCAAACAACCUUCGUAUCGAGACAUUCUGCACUGUCGCUGCUCUACACACCAUUGGAAUGCAACUUGGUGUUGAUGAGGAGGUUCUUUGUGCCGAUGAAUCUCUGUCGCAAUUUUUCCGGUUCACUGCGGGCUCGGUGGACUUAAUGAACCAAUCGAACAUUAUCAAGUCCGUGCAACAAACUUUCAAGUCACUGAAGCCGGACUUAAGGCCGAGUAGAGAGCAGAUUACGGUCAAGCAUCAUCCAUGCAUAGACAUUCUACCUUUCCCAACAUUACGCAAUAAUUUCAUUACUCAUCAAGAUGAGUUUGACGAAGAUGAGCUUUUCAUGGACGUCUUUGAUGGCUUGGUGUGCUGGGGAGGUGCAGGUAUUGGGAAGAGGGACCGAAACAUUAAUACUGGAAUUGUCUCGACAGGCACGCCGUGGGAUGUGCGGAGUUGGGAGGCAAAGGAAUGGUUUUUGAAAAAAUAUUGGAUUUUACUAGGUGGAGAGGACGGUGAACUUGUGCGGCAGAGUGAAUGGUGGCGCAGCAUCAGGGGAGAAGAAACGCUAAGCCUUGGACAGCCUACUUAG